Messenger RNA from Ordospora colligata OC4, 501 nucleotides. RefSeq lists its product as uncharacterized. The coding region runs from base 1 to 501 and encodes 166 amino acids. Lineage: Eukaryota; Fungi; Microsporidia; Ordosporidae. The transcript has a single exon. The record is from RefSeq and is a predicted model, not a curated record.
AUGAAGUGUGGAUCUAUGAUUGCAAAAGUAUUGGCUACAUGCGUUUGUGCCUCUAAGGUAUAUGCUGAUAUUAGAAGAGAAUGCGGUUCUUCUGAGAACGAAAUGCUGAUUGAUCAAUUCCAACAAAAUCCGGUAGUCCAAACAACAAAUCAAGAGUCUGUUAUUGACGGAAAUCAAGGAUUAUGUGAUAUUUCCGAGCCAAAUAAUAUUAUUGUUGAGGUAGAUCCCAAAGAUAAUAGCGUUAUUUUUAAGGAGAGAAAAGUUGAAAAAGGUGAAGGACCUGAAGAGUAUUAUUAUAUUGAACUCUGGGAGAAAUUCUAUCUUACUAAGGAGGAAUACGAAUCAAUUGUUAAGAAGCAAAAUAAGGGUGCCAUUGAACAAGCUGAGCAAGAAAAUGUGUCAAUUGCUGAGGAACAAGAUGAGCAAGAAAAUGUGUCAAUUGCUGAGGAACAAGAUGAGGGAUAUGCCACUGAAGAAGAAAGUGAGCAAGAAACUGAAUAA